Molecule: messenger RNA, 3094 nt
Organism: Anolis carolinensis (green anole)
Lineage: Eukaryota; Metazoa; Chordata; Lepidosauria; Squamata; Anolidae
Gene: tcte1
Product: t-complex-associated-testis-expressed 1
Exons: 5
Coding region: 1623-3032 (469 amino acids)
Biological process (GO): microtubule-based movement
Molecular function (GO): protein binding
Source: RefSeq, a predicted model, not a curated record
UAACCCCUGCGAUAAGUGAGGGAACACUGUACACUUCUUGGAUCUGGUGGCAAGGCACAAAUUGUAAUACUAUUGAUUGCUUUUUCUAUGAGGAUUAGCACAAGCAUAUGUGCAAUACUAUCUGUAUCAACACAUUUGUGGAUUAAGUUUGAGCUGUAAAUCAUCUUAAAUAUUUGUUCUGGUCACAACAAGAGUACUAGGGUUUAUUAUUGGAUGGAAGAUCAUGGAGAAACUGUGGAGCAAUGAGCACGUGUGUGUAACAAUUACAAGCAGAAAUAUAGGACUUCUUUGAUGUUUGUAGUGAUGUCUGGAUUUCUAGAGCUUGAUGUUUGGUCACCACUGCUAGUGUUCUGUUGGAAUUGUGGAGGAAACCAGUACUAUUUAAAUUAGGUAUAAACGUGCCCACAUAAAUACAUAUCUUCCUUUUUGAAAGUGGUCUAUCGUGCUUCUUAGAGGUUACCCUAAAAUUCAGAGGUACUUCUGGAGUACUUCCCAGAAAAACAGACAGAAACAAAGGUGAGACAUCUGUCCAUGGAUGAACUGUUUUUGCUAUUUAAAGAGAUUUCUUGGAGUAUGUCAAGAGCCUCCUCCCUAAGCUACUAUAGAUGAUGUGAGUAUAAGGGAUUGUUAUUAAUUGCCUUUGACACCAGUGAAUUGCAACCCUGUGAAUGAGAAAUCUCCAAGUCACUGUACUAUCAGCAGCAUUUCUCAGGUCUUGAGACUCAUGGCUGUGGCUUCCUUCUUCAUGCUAUACACCUGUAAUAUGGCCUUCCUCUUUUCCGACUGCUUGCCAAGCAUUAUUAUCCUUGCUAGUGAGUUAUAUUGUCCCAUGAUAUAUCCAAAGUAUGACAAUCUCAAUUUAAUCGUCUUGACUUCUAGGUAGAAUUCAAACUUGAUUUGCUCUCAGGUCCAUUAUUUGUUGUUUUGGUAAUCCAUGGUAACCAUGGAACUUUCCUCCAGCAACACAUUUCAAAUGAGUUGAUUUUUGUCCCUUUAACUUUUCUUUCACAAUCAUGAAAGAAAUCAGAAAGAUGGUCUGGACAAUCGUAACUGUAUGCAAUGAUAUAUCUUUACACUGUGUAAUUCCUUCAUAACUGACCAAGUACUAGUACUGUGAUCUCUUGUUUAAAGUCUCCCUUCUGACAGUAGACCCAUACUUGGUUGAUCAUGAAGGGAAGUUUCUUUUCCUAAGUGUAAAGUCACUUGUUUAAGAAAAAACACACAAUUACAGUUUAUAUAAUUCAAUCAGUUUUAUUGUUUGUGCUGAAAAUGGCCAUAGUAACUCUGCUCAUUGUUAAUCAUAUAAAUUAUUACAUUCAUUUUGCUUUACAAAAAUAAAGUCAGCAUUCUUGACUCUCAGAAACUGCAACUGCAUAGAGUUUAUACGCAUUAUCCCCCAUUUGAGCUGUUGGGAAAUUGCAGAUUUUUAAAUAAUAUUAGUGGUUCUUGAUAACUAGUGCUUUUUCUUACAAUUACCGCUUUCCUGCCAUCCAUCUUCUGGGAUUGAUGAGAAUGACAAUAUAGUGGAGUGGCAGCUGAUUUGUAGUAAUUAUCCAACUUGGGCAGAACAUUCAUUCUAAUUCUAAUUAAGAGAAAGAAAGUCAACACCAUCAUAUUCCAAGAUGCAGGAGCCAGCUGUUGGAGAACCCAAAGGUGUUGCCCCUCCAAGUCGUAUGACUAUAAUGAACCCUGCAGCAAAUCCCCGGCGAAUGCGGCGGCUUAUUGCAGAGGAUCCUGAGUGGAAUCUAGCCAUAGUGCCACUUCUUACAGAACUCUGUAUCCAGCACAUAAUCAACAACUUUGAAAAGAAUCCUAUUUUGGAUUGCCUCCUUCCUGAACACCAAAAAAAGGUACUGGAGAAAGUCUCUACCAGUCUUCCUCUCACUAUUACUGCCAACCUGAUUAGUGAUGAAGGCUAUUGGAAACGGUGCUGCACAGAGAGAUGGACAGUUUGUGAUGUGUCCCAUUAUGGAAACAGCUGGAAACAGAUGUUUUUUGAACGUCACCUAGAGAACAUUCUGAAGUAUUAUAUCCCAGAUACCACAAGCCCUGACCAAGUCCUGGAUAUCAUCCCACUUUGCAAAGAAUAUGUGAGGAGACUGGAGAUUGAUCAAUUUCUUCCGCCAGUGAAAUUGGAUCAGAAGGAAGAUGAAGAAGCGUCUGAUACUGAAAGUGAUGCUGAAAUAGAUGAACCUUCAAUGGACCAUUUUGAUAUGAGCUUGCUUAUUCCAGCUCUCUGUCACUUAGAGGAACUUCACCUGUCCUAUGGUGUUAAAGAUUGUGGCAUGAAUUUUGAAUGGAACCUAUUUGAGUUCACUUAUCGGGACUGCAGCUCACUGGCAAAUGCUCUGAAGAAGUGUCUAACUCUGAAAGUGUUGAAACUGACCCGUAGUAAAGUGGAUGAUGAGAAAGGCCGGCUACUGAUCAAACAUCUAUUAGAUCAUCCCACGUUAAUAGAGCUAGAUUUGUCCCACAACCUGAUUGCAGACCGUGGAGCACGAGCCAUUGGCAAGCUAAUGAACUGCAGCAACCUGAUAACCCUGAACCUUUGUGACAACAGGAUCCGGGCCCAAGGAGCCCAGGCUAUUGCUCAUGCCCUGUCCAAGAAUUCCACCUUGACAUCCUUAAAUAUGCGCCUGAACAGCAUCGAGGAUGAAGGCGGGCAAGCCAUCUGCAAUGCCCUCCUGGUUAAUAGCGCACUAACAACUCUUCACUUGGGUGGCAAUGAGUUGUCGGAGCCAACAGCCACACUUUUCUCUCAAGUCCUGGCCCAGAACGUAACACUGACACACAUCAACCUUUCCUGCAACCACAUUGGGAUAGAUGGAGGAAAGCAGCUGCUGGAAGGCAUGUCUGAUAACACGACCGUGGUCGAAUUUGAUCUAAGGUUGGCAGAGGUGGGACAAGAGAGUGAAUACCUCAUAAACCAAACCAUAAAGACUAACCGGGAACAAGCCCGACUCAAGGGACUUCGUUCAACCUCCACCCAUGUCCCAUCUGCUCAUGAGGAAAAACAUCCUGAACCUGUUUAACAUUUAUAUAUUUUUUUCAUAUUCUCCAACUGUAUUUGAUUAAAUAUCUGUUUUUAAUCUAA